Molecule: messenger RNA, 3010 nt
Organism: Conger conger (European conger)
Lineage: Eukaryota; Metazoa; Chordata; Actinopteri; Anguilliformes; Congridae
Product: contactin-5-like
Exons: 21
Coding region: 16-2952 (978 amino acids)
Biological process (GO): brain development; cell-cell adhesion
Molecular function (GO): cell-cell adhesion mediator activity
Source: RefSeq, a predicted model, not a curated record
GAGAAGAAGGUGGUGAUGAACUGCGAGGCUCAAGGGAAUCCCCCUCCCACAUACAGAUGGCUAAUCAAUGGAAGAGAGGUGGACAUCAGUGCGGAUUUCCGGUACACCCAGGUGGACGGCACGCUGAUUAUCACUGCCCCUAACGAGGAGAGUGAUCUGGGGACAUAUCAGUGCAGGGCGGACAACAGCCUCGGGUCUGUCAUCAGCCAGGAAGCCCUCCUACAGUUUGCCUAUCUGGGAAACUUCAGUGAAAGGACAAGAGGAGGCAUGUCUGUGCGUGAAGGCCAGGGUGUGGUACUUAUGUGCACCCCUCCUCCCCAUUCGCCAGAAAUCACAUACAUCUGGGUGUUCAACGAGUUGCCCUCCUUCGUGGCUGAAGAUAGCAGACGUUUCAUCUCCCAGGAGACAGGGAAUCUGUACAUCUCCAAGGUGCAGCCAUCAGAUGUGGGCAGCUACAUCUGCCUGGUGAAAAACACGGCGACUAAUGCCCGGGUCCUGAGCUUGCCCACGCCACUGACACUGAAGACAGACGGUAUAAUGGGAGAAUACGAGCCCAAAAUUGAGGUGCAUUUUCCAGUGACAGUAACUGCUACCAAGGGAGUGACAGUGAGACUGGAGUGCUUUGCUCUGGGGAACCCGGUCCCCACCAUCACCUGGAGGAAAAUGAAUGGAAACAUCCCAAAAAAGGCAAGGCUCCGGAAGUCCCAAGCUGUUCUGGAGAUUCCCAACAUCCAGCUGGAGGACUCUGGCACCUACGAGUGCAAAGCCGAGAACCCACGUGGAGGAAACACCUUCCGAGGACAACUGCAGGUCUACACCUACCCCCAGUGGAUCAAAAUGUUAAACAACACGGAGCUGGACAGCGGGGAGCAGCUGCAGUGGGAAUGUAAGGCCACAGGCAAGCCCAGACCCACAUAUCGUUGGCUGCGCAACGGCGCCCCCCUCCUGUCGCAGAGCAGAGUGGAGAUGGUGAGUGGAGAGCUGUUGAUCCAUGGUGUUCGGCAGGCUGACUCUGGCAUGUACCAGUGCGUAGCUGAGAAUAAAUAUGGGGCCAUCUACAACAGUGCAGAACUGAAGAUUUCUGCGUCAGCUCCCAGCUUCCAGUCCAACCAGGUCAGGCUCAUCGCUACAGUGGGGAGGGACGUGUUGCUUGACUGCAAGCCCCGGGCGUCACCCAGAGCAACUAUCACUUGGAGGAAAGGGGACAGGAGACUACAGACCAAAAAAAGGAUCAUGGUGCUCCGGAACAACACCCUCAGAAUUGUGGACUCCAGCCGAGCAGACGAGGGGACCUACACAUGCCGGGCCGAGAACCCAUUCGGCACUGCCGAAAGGGCCAUCAUGCUGUCAAUUAAAGAGCCCUUACGGGUGGAGUUGUCCUCAUCGCGGGUGGAGGUGUCAGUGGGCGAGAGUGUGGUACUCAGCUGCAAGGCAUCCCACGAUCCCUCACUUGACGUGUCCUUCCUCUGGCUUCGCAACCACCAUCCACUCAACUUCCAGCAGGAAGGGGGCCACUUUGAGUACAUCAGAAUGCAGUCUUCCACUGCAGACCUGAUGAUCAGGAGCAUCCUCCUGAGGCAUGCUGGGAAGUACAGCUGCCAGGCCCAGACCAGCGCGGACACAGUAUAUGCCAAGGCGGAGCUGCAGGUCCGAGGUCCACCUGGGCCCCCUGGAGUUGUCAUUGUGGAGGAGAUUGCGGAUGUCACAGCAACACUGUCUUGGAGCCAUGGAGUUGACAACCACAGCCCCAUCAGUGCCUACAACCUGCAGGCUAGGAGCCCCUUCUCCCUGGGCUGGCAGACUGUCAGGACAGAACCUGAGCAUGUAACGGGGGAUAUGGAGUCAGCCAUGGCCGUGCAACUGAAUCCUUGGGUGGAGUACGAAUUCCGGGUGGUGGCCAGCAAUGCCAUUGGGACCGGGGACCCCAGUGCCCCCUCCAGGGUUGUCAGGACUAAAGAAGCAGUUCCAUCCGUGGCUCCGGCAAACGUGAGUGGAGGCAGUGGCCGCAAGCAUGAGUUGGUGAUCUCAUGGGAGCCAGUGUCGGAGGAGUUUCAGAAUGCGGAGGGCUUUGGUUACAUUGUGGCCUUCCGGGCAAAUGGAACGCGAGGGUGGAAGGAGAAGAUGGUGACAUCAGCAGACUCCACCACUUUCAAGUACCGUGACGAGACAUUCCCGCCCCUCACCCCCUUCAAGGUGAAGGUGGGCGUUUACAACAACAAGGGGGACGGGCCCUUCAGCAAGGUGGUCACAGUGUACUCCGCAGAAGGAGAGCCCAGAGAGCCCCCCUCCGAGGUGAAAGUUGCCAGCUUGUCCUCCUCUGAAAUCCAGGUAGCCUGGAAACCACCAAACCCAGGUCCUGGCAGACCUUUGGGAUAUGAGGUGAACUACUGGAAGGACUUGGAGCUGGAGCAGUCCGGAGAGAAGACAAAAACUCCUGGGAAUGAGACAUCCAUCUUGCUGAGUGGGCUGGAGGGGAACACCCUGUAUCACAUCACUGUGAAGGGCUACAACAUCAUUGGACAGGGACCCCCCAGCAGUGCCAUUAGAGCUAAGACCAAGAAAUCCCCUCCAAGCCAGCCUCCCAGUAAUCUCAUGUGGAUGCUGGAGGGGAACAAUGUGUCUCUAGGGUGGGAGCCAGUCAAGUCACUGGACAACGAGUCUCAUGUCAUGGGUUACAAGGUGUUACUGCGUCAGGAAGGGUGGAGCCACAGCCAGGUGAUGGAGACCCACAACCCAUCGGCCAUGCUAUCACUGACGGAGGGAGGGGCCUACAUCAUUGAGGUGCGGGCAGUAAGCGAGGGCGGAGUAGGCACUGCCAGCGCUCAGAUCCGUGUGCUCACCUCGUCAGGUGUACGGAUGAAGAGCAGCUACCGGUCAGUGCACAGUACAAUGUGCAGCUCACUAUGGACUGUGCUCCUCCUGACCACACUGGUGCCUUUAGCUCCUUGCUGAAACCAGAGCCCGCCCACCUCAUCCCGCCUGGCCCUGUCCUGCCGUGCUGGAGCCAGAC